CUCUCUCUCUCCUUCUGGAACUCCUAUGAUACAAAUGUUACUACAUUUAAUGGAGUAAUGGAGUUCCCUAAGUCUAUUCUUGUGAUCCAUAAUUCUUUCUCUCUUUUGUUAAGCUUCAUUAUGUUCCGUUAUUCUGUCUUCUAUAUCACUUAUUCAUUCCUCUGCUUCUAUUCUUGUGGAUUAGUAUUAUCCAGUCUGUUUCAAAUUUCAGUUAUUGCCGUUUUCACUUCUGAUUGUUUUUUUAAUUCUUUUAUCUUAGCAGCCAGGGUCACUGUGAUGUCUUCUAUGCUUUUCUCAAGCCAGUGAAUGUCCUUACGAUCAUUGCUUUAAGGUCUCCAUCAGGCAUACUACUUAUGUCUGUUUUGAUUAGAUCUCUGACCAUGCGAUCUUUUCUUGUUCUUUCCUUUGGUAUGAUUUCCUCCAUCUUGGCAUUUUGUCUAAGUCUCGGUCUUCUCUGUGUUGGAAAAGCCUGUUGUUUUUCCUGCUCAUGAGAGUAAUGGCUUUAUGGGGGAGAGGUCAUUUAGUGUGCAGGGCCUGGCGCUUCAGGGAAUGUUUCUGGUGUGUGCUGCCUGCAUACUGCUGCUGUGUUUUGGCUGCUCUAUCCUUCAGGCCAGUGGUCUACAGAGGCUCUCCUUGCUUGCAGUGGGCAGUUUUUGGACCUUGGCCAGAGUGUGGUAAGUUUUAACUAGGUGUGUUCUGAUCUGUUUAUUGAAUCAGACCUGAUACUACUUCCACAAGUACUGAAGCCUUGCAGAACUCUCUGGUUGGUAGACCUCAUAUGUGUGGGGUUUGUGCUGAUCUUUGGGGAAUGGGCCCACUCUGCUGGUACCGGGCGGGUGUUGGUGUAAGCAGGUUAGGCAGCCAGUGUUGGUGCUGUGCUGUUUACUAUAGGUGGUUCUGUGCUUAUGCUAAGUGGGGGGAGGGAAAGGGAAAUGGUACCAGCCAGCUCCUUUGUCCCUGGAGACCCCUCUCCUGCGCUUGCUGUGCUCUCAGGGAAGCACUCUGAAGGACAAACAAUUUCCCCUUGUUUUUCCCAGGUGUUUUUCAUGCUGUCUGCCUCGGGUUGCUUGCCUGCCUAGACAAGCGCAGUGCACUUUGGGCUCUAUCCCAGCCAAGCCUGCUGACUUUUGAAACAUCAGACUUCAAGGAUGUGCUGUGGCAGUGGCCUGUGCUGGUCUUUUGAGGUAGAGUUUCACUGUGCUGGGAUAGGUACAGGUUUGACUUAGAAGGGCAGUUGUGCACAGAGCACAGGGAUAUGGGAUUAGGAGCAAAGCAGGCUAAACAGCCAGUGUCCGAUUUAGCUGCCCUUAACAGGUGUCUCUGUGCCUAUAUGAGGGGCAGGGGAAGGAAAUGGCACCGGCCAGCUGUUUUGUCCCCAGAGAGGCAUCUCUCUGAAUGCCCCCUCCCACAGAUGCACUCCUAGAAGAACGAAUAGUUUCUUCCCCUGUGCGUUAAGUGAUCUGUAGAUCAUGUCUUCUACCCUGGGGUUGUUUGCCUUCUUUCCAGGUUUAUGGCAGUGCAUUCAGGGGUCUCUCCCAGCCAAGCCUGCAGACCUUUAAAACUCUGGUCUUUGAGCCCUGCUAACUUGCAAAACUCAUGAAAAUCAGCCCCUCUCAUUUUCUCAGCCAGUGGCUCCAGUGUUCUCCUUGUGUGUAUCCCUGUAUGCUCCACCCUCUCUUGCCUUGCUCCAGGACCAGGACUCCCUUCUCUCUGUAGCACCAGUGAUUGCUUUCUCCCCCAAACCAUGUUUCUGUACUUCCUAUCUUUCUUCCUUCCUCGAUGUGGCCUCAUUUCUCCCUCUAUUGUGCAGUUUGUUCUGUCAGUCCUCAGGUCUAUUUCUUGGGUAUUCGGAAUGAUUUGAUAGUUAUCUAGUUGUAUUCGAGGGACGAGACAAGCUUAAGGUCCUCCUACUAUGCUGUCAUCUUAGCUCCCCCACUAGCUAUGUUCUCUUUAAAUGCAAAAGGAACAUUUACAAAAAAUUUCAUAUGCUAGGCCAUGAAAUAAGUCAACGUAAAUUUCAAAGGAUUCAAAUCACACAGGGUAUAUUUUCUGAACAUAGCAGAAUUAAAUUUAAAAUUAACAAAAACAUAUCUGGAAAAUCAGCAAAUAUUUAGAGAUUACUUCUAGACAACUCAGGUCAAAAAGAAACUAACAGGUGAAAUUUGAAGAUGUUUUGAACCUAAUUAAAAUGAAAACACAUCAGAAUUUAUAAAAUUAAAGUAGUGGUUAGAAGAAAUACUCUAGUCUUAAAUGCUUAUGUUAGAAAAGAACAAGGUUUAAAAACAGUGAUCCAACCUUUCAACUUAAACUAUAGAAAGAACAAAGUAAAACUCAAAAGGAAGGAAACAAUAGGGAAUAGAAAUCAAGGAAACAGAAAAUAGACAAAGGGGGAAAAAUUAUACCAAUGGCUCAUUCUUCUAAGAGAUCUAAGAAUUGGUAAACUCUUAUCUAGACUGAUGAAAAAAAAGAAUACAAAUUAACAAUACUGGGAAUGAAAGAAGGGACAUCUCUACAGAGCCUACAGAUAGUAAGAAGCUAUUAAAGGAUUAUUAUGAACAACAUUACACCAAUAAAUUUGACAACUUGGUUGAAAUUCUCAAAUCUCUUGAAACAAAUUACAAAACAGACACAAGAGAAAGAAUCUCUGACUAGCCCUAUAUGUUUAACAUUUUUUAUAUUUGUAACUAAAAAUCUUAUUGCCAAGAAGACCCUAGAGUUAAAUGACUUCAGUGGUAAAAUCCAUGACACAUUUAAGAAAGAAAUAAUCCCAUCUCAUACAAGCUGAGAAAAUAGAGGAAGAGAUAAUACUUAUAGUUCAUUUUAAGAAACAUGCAAACCUUAUCAAAAUCAGACAUUAAUAUUGUUUGGAAAAAAAAUAGUAUUCCUCAUGAACAUAGAUGUAAGAUUCUCAACAAAAAAUUAGGCUAUGAAAUCCAACAAUAUCUUAAACUAUAAUAUGACUAGAUAGGAUUUAUCCCAAGAAUGCAAAGUUGGUUUAAUAUUUAAGUAUCAAUCAGUGUAAUUCAUCGUAGGAUCAUCUUAAUAGAUGAAGAAAAUCAUUUGGUUACAUUCAGUACCCAUUCAUGAUUUAAGGAAAACCCACAAAAUUCAGUGCAUUAGGAACAGAUGCAAACUUUCUCAACCCAAGGAAAUUAAGUAUUAUGCACUACAGGAGGAAACAAGCUAUUAAGUUAAGAACUAUUUCUGUAUCUGAUAAAGGUGUUCAUUGGAUGAGAUAAAUAAGAUGUGAUCACAAGAUGAUACAAAUAUACAGAAACAUUUAAAGAUGAUACAAAUAUACAGAAACAUUUAAAGGAAUUUACAGAGAAUUAUAAUUCAUGAGUGAAUUUAACAAUUUCUCAGGGCAAAUGGUCAGUAUUCAAAAAUCACUAACAAAUGGAAGGGGAAAUUUUAAAGUGCAUUUUCAAUAAUAUAAAAAUACAAUUCUUAUGGAUAAAUUUAAUGGGAGAUAUACAAUAUCUGUACACUGCAAACUGUAAAACUUGCUGAGGGAAAGGAAUCCAAAUAAAUGAACCAACUUUAAGUAUUAGAAGACUUAAAAUUAAGAGAUAAAUUCUCUCCAAGUUAAGCAGUAGAGUUAAUGCAAUACAAAUGAAAAUACCAGGAGGUGUUUUUGUAAAAAUUUACAAACUUAUGUGGAAAUGCAAAGUACCCAAAAAAGCCAAACUGUCUUGAAAAAGAGCAAUGUUGGAGAACUUGCACUGCCUAAUUUGAAGACUUAACUAUAUAGCUAUAGUAAAAUUCAAGCAGUAUGAUAUUCUUAUGCAUCUUGAGAAUGAAAUUUAGACUUCAUGGUUCUUUGCGUUAGCCAGCAUUUUAAAGUUACUUCAAUAGCAAGUGUUUUUUAAACUUAAAUCUGUACUGGAUAAUAUAGGAGGAGACAAGCGAAAUUAGGUGCAGGACCUUUUAAGUAUUUGAUAUAUAUUGGAUAAGAUAAAUAUGUUUUUACAGAAUGAGAUUUAUCUCCAUAAAUGUCAUUCACAAUAAAUAAGUGUAUCUUUAAUGUGUUAUGCUAGGUAGUUUUUCCCUUCUGUAUUUUUGUUUUCAUAUUUUCCCUAAUGACUACAUAUUAAAUUUAUAAUAGAGCUAAUAAACUCGCUUUUAAAUUGAGGCUUUUAGAACAUAAGAUUCGUUUUACAACCAGGUACUGUAGGAGUUCGAGACAACUGAAUUUUGUUGAAUGGACAGGAUUUGAGUGUGAGAAAGUGAGAGGACAUUACACAUGGAGGAAACCUCAUUUAUUCAGCACCUGAAUCUACAUGCAGUUAUAGCAGUGAAUAAAACAGAAAUCUAAGCCCUCAUGGACCUUAUGUUCUAGUCAGGAGAGGCAGAUAAUAAACAUAAAUAAUAAAAAUAUAUACUAUCUUACAGAGUGAUAAAUGCCAAAAAGUAAAAUAAAACAGGAAAGGGACAUAGGGAGCAAAGGGUAGAGGACUACAAUUACAAAUAAGGGUCCCCAGCAAAGAUCUCUAUUGAGAAGCAGACAGUUUAUUAUAAAUUAGAGGGCAUGAGGGUAUUUAGGAGGAAAGUAUUUCAGAUAGAGGAAACAAGUAAAAUAUAUGAGGCCAGCACAUGUGAGCUGUAUUAGAAGAAAAACAGGGAGACUGGUAUGGCUGGAGUAGAUAGAAUAAGUUAAUAAAGGAAAAUUUGGCAGGGGGAGACAAAUGAUAGAGCCUUGUAGGCAAUUUUAAGAAUAUUACCUUUUAUUUGAAAUGAUAGGGAAAGACACUGCUGAGAUUUUUGAGCAAAGGAGUGACAUGUCCUGAUUUAGGUUUUAAUGAUAUUAUUCUGUGGAUGGUUUCAAGGAUAAAUGAAGGGAUGUGAGAGAAGUAAAGAGACCAGUUAGGGGCUCAUUGCAGUAAUUCAGGCAUGAAUAAUGGUGGCUUAAAUCAAGUUGGUAACAUUGGAGGUGAUAAGAAAUAGAUUGGUAUAAAUCUUAAAGGAAACAAGGUUUGCUGGCAGAUCAGAUAUGGAGGAGCAGUGUGAAACAAAAAGAGUUGAGAAUGACCCAGAGUUUUUGGCUGAACAACUAGAAGGAUUGAAAUGCCGUUAUCUAAGAUUGGGGAAAAUGUAAGAAGAAUAUAUUUGGAGGAGAUUAAUAAUUUAGUUUUAGACAGGUUUGAUUUAAGAUGCAUGUUAGAUAUCCCAAGUAUAGUUAGGAUGCGAUUGGAUUUUAAGUUUAGAGUUCAAGAGAAAGAGGUCCAGUCUGGAGAUAAUAACUUGAGGCUUGCCAGUAUAUGGAUGUAUUUAAAGCCAUGAGAUUGGAUGAGAUCACUAUGGAGUCAAGAUAUGAAAGAAGAGACCUAAGGACUGAGGCCUGAGUCAUUACCUUAUUGAGAUGGGGGGUGGGGUGCCUGGGUUGGUUAAGCAUCUGACUUUAGCUCAGGUAAUGAUCUGUUCAUGAGUUCAAGUCCUGUGCUGGGCUCUGUGCUGUCACCUAGGAGCCUGGAGCCUGCUUUGGAUUCUGUGUCUCCCUCUCUCUGCCCCUUUCCUGCUCACACUCUGUCUCUGUCUCUCUCUCAAAAGUAAAGUAAACAUUAAAAAAAAAAAAGACAUGGGGGAGAUGAGAAGGAAACAGCAGGAGACUAAAAAGAAGUAGCCAGUGAGGGUCAAGAAUUUGCUCCAAAAAGUGUGGCAAUAAUUGGUCACUCAAUGGGUGGCCUUGUUGCAAGAGCAUUGCUUACAUUGAAAAAUUUUAAACAAGAUCUGAUAAAUCUUCUUAUUACACAAGCUACACCUCAUGUUGCUCCUGUGUUGCCAUUGGAUCGUUUCAUAACAGAUUUUUAUAUGACUGUAAACAACUAUUGGAUUCUAAAUGCUAGACACAUAAAUUUAACCACGCUUUCUGUAGCUGGAGGAUUCCGGGAUUACCAAGUUCGUUCAGGACUGACUUUUCUUCCAAAAUUAAGCCAUCAUACCAGUGCCUUAUCUGUUGUGAGUUCAGCAGUGCCUAAGACCUGGGUCUCAACAGACCACCUCUCCAUUGUGUGGUGUAAGCAAUUGCAAUUGACUACAAUUCGAGCAUUCUUUGAUCUUAUUGAUGCUGAUACUAAACAAAUAACUCAAAAUCCCAAGAAGAAAUUGUCAGUUUUGAAUCACCACUUUAUAAGACAUCCAGCAAAACACUUUGAGGAAAAUCCAGCAAUAAUUUCUGACUUAACAGGGACAUCUAUGUGGGUUCCAGUAAAAGUGUCCAAAUGGACCUAUGUGGCUUAUAAUGAAUCUGAUAAGAUAUAUUUUACGUUUCCUCUUGCAAAUCAUAGAAAAAUCUACACUCAUGUAUAUUGUCAGAGCACCAUGCUGGAUACAAAUAGUUGGAUAUUUGGCUGCAUAAACAGCACUUCUAUGUGCCGGCAAGGGAUUGAUUUAUCAUGGAAAGCUGAACUGCUGCCAACAAUUAAGUCUCUGACAUUAAGACUUCAAGACUAUCCUUCUUUGUCUCAUCUUGUGGUUUAUGUACCAUCUAUUCAUGGAAGUAAGUUUGUUGUCGAUUGUGAAUUCUUUAAAAAAGAGAUGAGAACCAUUCAGCUUCCUGUAACUCAUCUUUUUUCCUUUGGACUCUCUUCAAGGAAAGUGUUAUUAAAUACAAGUGGCCUGUUUUAUAAUAUAGAACUUCUAAACUUUGGACAGAUAUACCAAGCUUUUACAAUCAACGUAGUGAGCAAGUGCUCAGGAGUAAAAGAAGAAAUAACUAGUAUCUAUAAACUUCAUAUUCCUUGGUCUUAUGAGGAUUCACUAACUAUUGCACAGGUACCAUCUUCCACAGAAAUUUCUCUGAAACUCCAUAUUGCGCAACCAGACAAUGAGAGCCAGGUAGCAUUAUUAAAAAUGUACACAUCUUCAGACUGUGAGUAUGAAGUGACAGUUAAGACUUCCUUUUCACAAAUUCUUGGACAGGUAGUUAGAUUUCAUGGUGGAGCUCUUCCUGCUUAUGUUACAUCUAGUAUCCUUCUUGCUUAUGGAGGACAGUUGUACUCUCUUUUCUCAACAGGUCAUUGCUUAGAAUAUGCUACUAUGUUGGAUAAACAAGCCAAGCCAUAUAAAGUUGAUCCUUUUGUACUUAUGAUUAAGUUUCUGUUGGGAUAUAAAUGGUUUAAGGAAUUAUGGGAUGUGUUAUUGUUGCCAGAAUUAGAUGCCAUCAUUUUAACUAGUCAGAGUAUGUGUUUCCCCCUUGUAUCCUUGAUUCUCUUUCUGUUUGGAACAUGUACUGCCUACUGGGGUGGUCUACUUUCUUCUACAUCUGUGAGACUCCUUUCUUCAUUGUGGCUAGCUUUGAAAAGGCCCCCUGAACUUCCUAAAGAUAUCAAGAUGAUAUCACUAGACUUGCCCUUUUUGACCAUUGUUUUGAUCAUAGUUAGUUGGACAACUUGUGGAGCAUUUGCCAUACUUCUUACUUAUCUGUAUUAUGUGUUUAAGAUUGUUCAUCUGCAAGCCAGCCUAGCAACUUUUAAAAAUAGCCAGACUGUGAAUCUCAAACACUCUAGAAGAAAUGAAAAAAAAUCAAAUCACCAUAAAGACUCUACAGUACACUAUCUUCAUUUAUCUGCCAAUGAUGCUGAAGAUAGUCUUCGUAUGCACAAUACUGUGAUUAACUUAUUAACAUGGAUUGUAUUACUCAGCAUGCCAUCUUUAAUUUACUGGUUAAAGAAUCUCAGGUAUUACUUUAAACUUAGUCCUGAUCCGUGUAAACCUUUGGCAUUUAUCCUUAUUCCAACUAUGGCAAUUCUUGGAAAUACUCACACCGUUUCAAUAAAAUCCAGUAAAUUGUUGAAGACUACUUCACAAUUUCCACUUCCUCUGGCUGUUGGUGUAAUUGCUUUUGGGUCAGCACACUUAUACAGGGUUCCAUGCUUUGUUUUCAUUCCUCUUUUACUCCAUGCGUUAUGUAAUUUUAUGUAAGACUGGAUUUAAGGAAUGAUAAAAAUAAUUUAUAUCAUUAGAGUCAGUGUUAAGAGGGAAUGCACACAUCCAUGAAUGUGGAUGACAAGAUCCUUUGGAGAAGACAAGUCUAUUUUUACAAUAUUGAAAAUAGGAAAUUAGUUUUAUAAUGCUUGAGGAAAAUAGUUGAAGCAUGGUUUAGUUUUGUGGUAUGGCAUCUAAGUACUAGUCAUUUUUGAAAAAUUAGUAAAAGGAUAUGGUGGCCACUGUUUUUGAGGACUUCUCUGCAUAGCAGCUAUUCUGCUUGAUUGGCCAUACUGGGGAUCUUCUAAACACUGAGUAAAUGUAGCAUUGCUUGUAAUCUCAACUCAAGCAUUCUGCUCAUUUCAUCAAACUUUCUUCUGAAAAGUAGAUUGCUUUGUAUUUGCUACAGUAUGCAUAUUGAGAAAUCAGUCUUAAAAGAUUGGUGAAAUUCACAACUGUUUGGUUUCCCAAAAAUGAAAUAACCACAAAAAGUCUUUGGUCAGUUUUUGGCAGCCACAGUGAUCAAGGCAUAUCUUUUGUUUUCUUACAUCUAUGAAAAUACAACUUUUAAUUUUAAGGAGACAUGUUUUCUUGGUAACCAAUGCAAGAUUAAUUAACAUAAUUUAAACUCAAAAUUCAAUGAAAUUUUCUUGCUUUUCAAAUGCAGAUCUUAUUUUGUACUCUUGGUAAACAUCAGGAGACUAUUAAAGAAAUCUGUUGUUAAAUUUAAAGAGAAUUCUCCCAAAUAUUUACUUACUAGCAUUGGAGCAGUACAGUUGUCCAGCAUAUGCCAUUUUAUUUAAUUCAUUGACCCCAUGGUUGCCAAAAGUGCCUCAGAUCAUGGUGGAUUGUUAACAUAACUAAAUUCCAGUGGUCAGAAAAAACUCCAGGUUUGCACAAGUUUUGUCUACUGUAGAGAAAAAGCACGAUUAAGUGCUGUACCACAUUUGAUAAAUAAAAUUAUACUGUUAACGGAAUAACCACUACUCCAUUAAUAGUGUAAUGUAUAAACAAUAUACUUAAAUAGAUUGGAGGUUUUAGCCACUAGUUUUAACAAUGGAAUCUUAAUUUGCCAAGAUGAUUACUGUUUCACAGAAAAGAAAGUAAUAUUUCUUUCAUUUCAGACUUCAGCUCACUUUUAACUACAAAAGAGUAGGUAAUAGAGCUAAGUAUUUUGCCUUAAGAUAGAAUAAACUCAGGCUGAGGUGUACUUGGCUCAUGGAGCUUUUCCUUUAGAUGUAUAUGCUCUACAUACCCAAAACCUUUUUAAGUAAAGCCCUUAACUCCCAGUAGUACCUGCGAACUUGUGUCUUUGUUAGUACCCAGGAAUGUCCUAGAGUACCAGAUUCUUUUUAUCGGCUGUUGCAUCUGGAUUCCAUUACAGUCUCUCAGCUGUUACUGCCUGUGGAGGGUUACCUCACUUCUCUUCUCAGUUAUUCCUCAGGUCCUUGCUGUUUUGGCAUCAUUUGAGGGUUUCAGUGUCAUCUGUGAGGGUUUGUAAAUUUGUUUGAUUCCGUUGUUUCUCCCAGCCUCAUGCCUGUUGUUCAGUAUUUAUAUUUUCACUUAUGAAGAUCAUUAAAAGGAAGUGAUAAUCUCAUAGUAAGACAUGGCAAAUAUUUCAGGUUCUUGUUGAUUUGAGAGAGGUAGCAAAGGGAUAAAAUGCAAAAUGCUUGUUUGUUCAGUACCUGAAAGGAAAGAUGUCCCAUGGCAUACCACAUGUAUAUUUAAAUAAGGACACAUGUGCCUAUGUUUAUCUAUUCAUAUACCCAUAAGUUUAUGUACAUUGUAUCUUUGUUUUUUUCACUGAUAUAUUUCAAGUUAUAGGUUAAUUGUGUCAUUUAACUAUUUCUGAAUUUAAACAUAUUUAUAUACAGAAAGAACUUUAGAAAAUUCAUUAAUUUGGAUCUUCUAUUGACAGCCAUAAUCAUGGUGUUUACAUGAUAUAAAGUCUUCUUGUUCAGUCAGGACCGUUCAUGACUAAAAUAUAACAAGCUUAAAUUUCUCAUUUGUGAGUAGGAGAUUAGCUUUUUAAAGCAGCAGACUAGGCAUAUUGUAUCUCACUAGACAAUUUCCAUGUAAGUGUAGUUAUCAAGUCCUAAAGUCUUAUUUAUUCUAACAGAAUAUUUCAUUUUAGGGCUAUAAAAAGGAUUCUAAUUAAACAUUUUAUAAACAACAGGUUGGGUCUUUAGCCAUUAUGGGUACAUAUAUAUACAGAUACACACACGCAUGCGCGCGCGCACACACACACACACACACACACACACACACAUUUUGACAGAGUCUUUAUCAAAUCCUGAUGCACUUUAAACCCAAAUAACUACCAGAGAUGAGAAGGUAGGCUCUGUCUGAAGAUUAGGGAAAUUGAUGUUUCUGUCACUUGAGAACAUGAAGGUCCUUUUGCCUCUCAAUUAUACAUUGCUCCUAUCAUGCUUGCAGCUUAUUUUAUUAGCUAGUAAAACAGCACAGCUUUAUUAGCACUGUUACUAAAAAUGAAGCUGUUUAUUGGCAGUUACAGUGUGUCCAAUUCGGCAAACUUCUGAGCUCUAGUACUAUAACAUUUUUAUUUAGAAUUUGAGUUUUGAGUAAGUUUUGUGCUUAUAAAAAUUACUCUUGGACCCUAUCAUUGAUAACUGCAUCAAACAUAUAGACUGAAUAGUAAAAAUACUGAGUAAUUUCAGUGUUUCUAAAGCCUCAGUUGGAGUUACUAUUAUAACUUGGAACUGAUAAUACAAUAGAAAACUUUAACCUCUUUUUUCUGGAUCUUUUGCCAGAAAUUAAACAGGUUCUGCUAACUCUUCUUGGUUGUCACCAGAAUGAAAAUAUUUAGAACAGUGGUCCUAAAAAACCAUGUGUGCCUCAUUCACAUUGAUUUUGAGUCUCUUCAGUAUAUAUAGAUCAUGUAUUGAUUAGUCGUUAAUUUUUUUUUUUUUCAUAUUUCGGUCAGAUAAAUUCACAUGUAUAUAAUGGAAUACCUUUUCUUGAUUGAACUACACUACAAUCUACAUGAUUAUACAGUAAAGAAAAAUAAAGAACUAUAUACUAGGACCAGUAAAUUUGUUUGUUGUUGAUUUUCCUAUCACUUGUACAGAUGGUACACGUUUCCACCACACACACACACACACACAUACUUAAUAAAGGCAGAUUAUCUAAUUUGUUCAUUCUCUAGUUUUACACUUUUCUUAAUGCUUCAGACUUGUCAUUCAUAACACAGUAUAUUUAUAUCACCUCACUGCUCAUUAGCACCUCUUACACUAGUGGCCAGGGGAAAUAAAAGGAGAUAAAACUGAUUUUCAGUUUAGUUCUAGAAAGCUGUAGGGAAAAUGGGAGGAAUUGAUUCCUGAAUCCCAGGAUAAUUAAUUUGACCUGUAUUUUCAUCUUGGGCAUUAGGUCUGAGUGUAACAGCUUGCUUAUUAGGAGGUUUAGUGCAAAACUUUACAUUGCUGCAUUUGCAAUUUUAGUAACCUAUUAUUAAAAUCAGUUGGGAAAAAAAUUUUUAGUAUGUUGCAACUUUUCAUGAUGAGGCAUCUGUUGAUUAUUUUUCAUCAUUUUUUUUUCAGUGUUACUAUCCUAGGAAACUAGAUACCUUGUGCAGUUUUUCAGGGGGAAGUCAAUUCGGAGAGCAUGACACACUUCAGGAAGUAAUAAAAGUAUCUUUGUGUUAUGCAGGGCGCCUCUCGGUCUCAGAUAGUGGAGCGUGCAACUCUUGAUCUCAGGGUUGUGAGUUUGAGCCCCACAUUGGGUGUGGAGAUUACGUAAAAAUAAAAUCUUUUUAAAAAAAAAAGGAUAUCUUUAUAUUACUAAAUUAGACCCUGACAGAAAGCUUCCUUGCCUCCCAACGUAAAUGUAGAAGGUACUUUUAUAAAACAGAUGAUUUGGAGCUGAAAUUUCAUCUCACUCUUGUUGAACAGAGGGGACAACAUUACCAAGUCUGUAAUGGACUUCUUUUUUUUACAUAUUACUCAUGCAUUUUUUCACAGUAAGUUUCAACAGCCUGAGGAAAUAGGAAGUCUGGGAGGCUAUUUGUGUCCUUUACGUUUAAUAAUGAUGAUAGGAAAGAAAAGUCAGGCCAGUAAUCCAAAUAUGAAUAUGUGUACUGUAAAUGCUCAAGAAUUCACAAUUUUGUGAUGUUAUAUUAUGAAUAUAGAAGACUGGAUUUUGUAUAUUAAUAACAGUUUUAGAACAGAAUGAAGUUUGGAAAUAGAAUAGACUAACUUAUUAUAGUAAUAGUAUAAACGUAACAGUACACCUGAAUCAAUAAUGUCUUUCAAAAGUUAGAUGAUAUUCUGACGUACAUCUUGAUUACAUUGUCUGUAGUUGAAGAUUCUGAGUCAAGUACAGGACUUUCUAAAAGUGUUUGUUUUGGCAUGUUAUGCUGUCAAAAAUGACUAUGGUUUGAAAUGCCAAGUAACCAAUUUCUGACGAUUUUGUAUAGAACCUGAUAUGUAUGAGUCAGAAUUAUUCUGUAAUGAUUCUGUACCUUGUAACUUUGAACACUCGUAAAAAACAGUUAGUGUAAAUUUGUUUGCAUAUUUGAAUUUAAUCUUAAUUUAGGAAGUCUAAAAAUUAGCCAUUUUUGUAAAGUUCGUGUGCUAUUUUUUAAUGUUAUUUUUGCUUUUAGUAUUUGUAUAGUGGUAAUAUUACUAGCACCAGUAAAAGAUUUAUAGACAAAGCAUAGAACUAUUAACUAUUCAAAAGCCUAAAUUAUAGGCAUAUUUUGUAUUUCAUGUUGUACUUGUUUCAUAUUGGACUUUUUGCAUCCCUUUUACAGGAAAAAAACACAUUUGAAUUUUUUUGAGCGUAAAACACUACAUUGAAAAAUAUAACUAUAUUCGUAUGGUUAGCAAAACAUGCUUUGCCACCAAAGGCUAAAUGAAACUGUAAAAUACCUCCAGAUAUUUGCGCCAAUGAAUUUUUCUUAACAUAUUGGGAUUAAAGCAGAAAUAUUAUUUUCAGUAUUUUACAUCUAGGACUUAUAUUAAAUAUGUAAAUCUUCAAAACUUA
Acinonyx jubatus (cheetah) is the source of this 12924-nucleotide messenger RNA. RefSeq names its product post-GPI attachment to proteins inositol deacylase 1 (gene PGAP1). Gene Ontology annotation, cellular component: endoplasmic reticulum. NCBI's taxonomy places the organism in Eukaryota, Metazoa, Chordata, Mammalia, Carnivora, Felidae. Gene Ontology annotation, biological process: endoplasmic reticulum to Golgi vesicle-mediated transport; GPI anchor metabolic process. The transcript has 26 exons. The record is from RefSeq and is a predicted model, not a curated record. Gene Ontology annotation, molecular function: phosphatidylinositol deacylase activity. Bases 5674 to 7920 code for a protein of 748 amino acids.